Molecule: messenger RNA, 4389 nt
Organism: Carassius gibelio (silver crucian carp)
Lineage: Eukaryota; Metazoa; Chordata; Actinopteri; Cypriniformes; Cyprinidae
Product: glutamate receptor ionotropic, kainate 1
Exons: 15
Coding region: 479-3079 (866 amino acids)
Biological process (GO): monoatomic ion transport; synaptic transmission, glutamatergic; modulation of chemical synaptic transmission
Cellular component (GO): kainate selective glutamate receptor complex; presynaptic membrane; plasma membrane
Molecular function (GO): transmitter-gated monoatomic ion channel activity involved in regulation of postsynaptic membrane potential; kainate selective glutamate receptor activity
Source: RefSeq, a predicted model, not a curated record
GCCUCCGCGCACUUCUCUCCUGACAUGCACGGAUUCUUUGACUUUUUUAUGUUAAGAAUGAUUUUUAAUUAAAACUAGGUCAAACUGCUGUUGGGUGAGGUGUCUUCAGAGAGUGACGGAUAAUCGGGUGUUUAAUCCGCUGGCAGAUGCGUGUUUGCAUCAGAUCCCCGGCACAAGAUUUAAUCAUUUCCUCGCUGUACCGAAGAGCAAAGACGUUGUCGAGGUCGACUGCUGCCAGCUUUGAAGUUAAUCUUCACCACGGACCCAUGUCUGCGCUCGGUUGAGCCCGUGCGCGCGCUCUCGGUCUCUCGGUACCGGUGCGUCCUGAGAGCUCCGAGGGAGGGAUGCUCAUCCACGGUGACUUAUUCUGGAAAGUGAUGCCCAGUUAGCACCUAUGGAUGUGAGGAUGGGUGACUCCCUCCAGUAGCCUACGAGUGAGUGGAAACUAUUCCUGUAUGGAUACAAACAGAAGCAGGAGAUGGAUGUUGAAUGUUCCUCCUGCAGGUGCAGCAUGUUGAAGGGGACAGGUGUGAGCUUCAUCCUGCUGUGUCUGAUGGCAGAAGUCAGCCUCAGCGCACAGCAGGUCUUGAGGAUCGGUGGGAUUUUCGAGACACUUGAGAAUGAACCUAUUAGUGUGGAAGAACUUGCCUUCAAAUUUGCUGUAACCAACAUUAACAGAAACAGGAGUUUAAUGCCCAACACCACCCUCACCUACGACAUCCAGAGAAUCAACCUGUUCGACAGCUUCGAGGCCUCCAGACGAGCAUGUGAUCAGCUGGCUCUUGGUGUGGCUGCUGUGUUCGGGCCGUCCCACAGUUCUUCAGUGAGUGCGGUUCAGUCCAUCUGCAACGCUCUGGAGGUUCCCCACAUCCAGACCCGCUGGAAACACCCGUCUGUAGACAACAAGGACAGUUUCUACAUCAACCUGUACCCAGACUACGCCUCCAUCAGCCGUGCCGUACUCGACAUCGUGCAGUUCUACAAGUGGAAAGCAGUGACGGUGGUGUACGAGGACGCAACAGGGCUAAUUCGUCUUCAGGAGUUGAUCAAGGCUCCGUCUCGCUACAGCAUCAAGAUCAAAAUCCGACAGUUACCGACGGGAAGUAAAGAUGCUCGGCCGCUUCUUAAAGAAAUGAAGAAGGGGAAAGAGUUUUGUGUCAUCUUUGACUGCUCGUACCAGACCGCAGCAGACGUCCUCAAACAGCUCUUGUCUAUGGGCAUGAUGACUGAAUAUUACCAUUUCUUCUUUACCACUCUGGAUCUGUUUUCGCUGGACCUGGAGCCGUACCGAUACAGCGGCGUGAACAUGACGGGUUUCCGUCUGCUCAACAUCGACCAUCCUCGUGUGGCGUCAGUGGUGGAGAAAUGGUCCAUGGAGCGACUGCAGGCUCCCCCCAAACCUGAGACCGGCCUGCUGGACGGAAUGAUGACAACUGAAGCAGCGCUGAUGUAUGACGCUGUGUAUAUGGUGGCAGCUGCGUCCCAGCGAGCGUCUCAGGUCACCGUCAGCUCACUGCAGUGUCACCGACACAAACCCUGGCGCUUCGGCUCGCGAUUCAUCAGCAUGCUCAGAGAGGCUCAGUUGAACGGACUGACUGGACAGAUCAUGGUAAACAAGACAGACGGCCUGAGGAAAGACUUCGACCUCGACAUCAUCAGUCUGAAAGAGGACGGCAUGGAAAAGAUCGGUGUGUGGAACUCAAACACAGGCCUUAACCUGACAGACAGCAACAAAGACAAAAACAGCAACAUCACCGACUCCAUGGCCAACCGCACGCUCAUCGUCACCACAAUACUGGAAAACCCAUAUGUGAUGUACAAGAAGUCAGAUAAGCCUCUGUAUGGGAACGACCGGUUUGAAGGCUACUGUUUGGAUCUCCUGAAGGAGCUGUCCAACAUCCUGGGAUUUUCCUAUGAAGUCAAGCUGGUGUCCGAUGGGAAAUACGGAGCUCAGAAUGACAAAGGAGAGUGGAACGGCAUGGUCAGAGAGCUGAUCGAUCAUGUGGCAGAUUUGGCCGUGGCGCCGCUCACCAUUACUUACGUACGAGAGAAAGUCAUUGAUUUUUCCAAGCCCUUCAUGACUCUGGGAAUCUCUAUUCUCUACCACAAACCCAAUGGCACCAAUCCAGGCGUCUUCUCCUUCCUGAACCCACUCUCUCCAGACAUCUGGAUGUAUGUGCUGCUGGCCUGCCUCGGGGUCAGCUGUGUGCUGUUUGUCAUUGCCAGGUUCACCCCGUAUGAAUGGUACAACCCUCAUCCCUGCAACCCUGAUUCAGAUGUUGUUGAGAACAACUUCACCUUAAUCAACAGCGUUUGGUUUGGUGUUGGAGCUCUUAUGCAGCAAGGAUCGGAGUUGAUGCCCAAGGCUUUGUCCACCAGGAUUGUUGGAGGUAUCUGGUGGUUCUUCACCCUCAUCAUCAUCUCGUCCUACACGGCUAACCUGGCCGCCUUCCUCACCGUGGAGCGAAUGGAUUCGCCCAUAGACUCGGCCGAUGAUUUGGCCAAACAGACCAAGAUUGAGUACGGUGCUGUGAGGGAUGGCUCCACUAUGACUUUCUUUAAGAAAUCCAAGAUCUCCACCUAUGAGAAGAUGUGGGCGUUCAUGAGCAGCCGGAAGAACACGGCGCUGGUGAAGAACAACAGAGAGGGAAUCCAGCGCGUGAUGACCACAGAUUACGCUCUUCUGAUGGAGUCCACCAGCAUCGAGUACAUCAGCCAGAGAAACUGCAACCUCACGCAGAUCGGAGGACUCAUCGACUCAAAGGGCUACGGAGUCGGCACUCCUAUUGGUUCCCCGUACCGUGACAAGGUGACCAUCGCCAUCCUGCAGUUACAGGAGGAGGGGAAGCUGCACAUGAUGAAGGAGAAGUGGUGGCGAGGAAACGGCUGUCCCGAGGAGGACAGUAAAGAGGCCAGCGCUCUGGGAGUGGAGAACAUCGGAGGAAUCUUCAUCGUGCUGGCGGCCGGACUCGUCCUCUCUGUGUUCGUGGCCAUCGGCGAGUUCAUCUAUAAAUCCAGGAAGAACCUGGACAUCGAGGAGGUGAGCGUGGGACACUGUGAAUGGCACAAUAAAUACUGAUGGACAACACAGGACUUCUUCAGAGGACAUCAGUGGGAGUUUAAUAAAGUACUUUUGCUCCUCCACCUUAUUGAAAACAGAUAUACUUUUGACUAAACAACACUUAAAUGAUGUCAGCCGUGUGAAAAUUGGUGGCGACGUUGGACACUGAGUGAACUUUUUUUUAAACAUUUUUCAUUUUCAGAUGGACAAACAAUAAGAUGAAAAGUAUCUGUCAUUAAAAUAUGAAUGAAGACAGGAAAUGUAAGUUUGCAGUUCAACAAUAACACCAGUUACUAUAUUGUAGAGUAGUUCACAUCCAUGUCUUUUUAGAUUGAAAGACUUGAACGUUUUAUUUUUUACAGACAUAUUCCUCCUUAAUUUAUGACAAGACAUGUCUGUGAGUUUUAUUAUAGGUGAUGUGUGUAUUUUUUCCAUGUUAAAAUGAGUCAAUUAUACAUCAUUCAUUCAUAGGUUGAUCUUCCCGAAGAGUGCAAAACAACAUUAUCCUGUUUUACGUAUUUUGUUUUAAAUAUUACAAUUUAUUGCAAUUAUGGGGAAGUUGGUGCUUCAAAAGAAGAAAGGAUACAUUUAUUUGGAAAAAUGGGUUGGUUUUAUGUCUUUUUCAGUAAAAGCAUUUUUACAGUAAAGUCUUCACAAGAAUUUACAUUUCCUUCUGGCUACUUUUAUCAAGAGCAUAUUAACUGAGACUGAUAGUAUAGCAUUAAAAUAUUAUCAGUUUCUCAAAAUGAGCUUAGAGCUGUUUCUCGCUGCACAGUAAUGAUGAUUCAUUUGUUAUUUUAUGCAAUGUUACUCUGUUCUAGCAUGCAUGAAAUGUCAAAUAGUAGAUGGGAAACCAUUUUUGCAUUCCCAUUUGAUGAUGUAGGAAUUACACAGGCCUACUUCACUUUGAAAGACUCAUUCUGACUGUCUUAGCCUUUCUCUUAUGAAAUGACUUAUUUUAUUUAACGACUGUGGGUAAUAUUUGUCUUAAAACUGUGUUAUAUGAAUCCUUUUUUAAUAGUAACGAGCAAACUGUCUACAAUGCAGAUUUAACAUGCAGAACCAGCAUUACAAUUGAAAAUGUUGAGUGAAGUGACAAAAUCAUAACUGAACAGAGCAAUGUUUCAUAUCCAGUGUGAUGUGGAUUCUGCGCAACACAAGUAAAUGUUUGUCAUGGCUCUUUUUUGGUUAAAGCUGGUUACAAAAAAACCUCUGAUUAACAGGCAGGUUACAUUUUACAGGUGCAAGUAAAUUUUUUCAUCAUUUCUGCUUUUGUAUUGUUUGACACUUACGAAAAUGCAUAUAAAUAUUUUAUCACUUUUAAAUUA